Guillardia theta CCMP2712 is the source of this 1362-nucleotide messenger RNA. RefSeq lists its product as hypothetical. NCBI's taxonomy places the organism in Eukaryota, Cryptophyceae, Pyrenomonadales, Geminigeraceae. The transcript is spliced from 9 exons. The record is from RefSeq and is a predicted model, not a curated record. Bases 1 to 1362 code for a protein of 453 amino acids.
AUGCCAAAAAAUCAACUUGCAAGAGGAAGGGAUCUCAACCGCAAGAAAGCCAGGGACAAGCAGAACGCUCUGGUCACCCGCGAGCAAACCAAGAAGCUCCUCGACAUUCUCGACCCCCUCAUACCCCAGAUGGAGAGGAGCUUGGGCGAGCUGAGGGGGAGCUUGCCGUCUCGGAGGACGCUGCUGCACCUGCUGGAGGACCUGGUGACGCACUUGCGGGCCAUGCCGGCGUCGUCUCGGGCGAGCAGGAAGGAGCGAAAGCCCGGCGUGUCGCUAGAGGAAGCGACGGCGAGGGUCAUGUCGAGCCGGAGGGAGAGGAUCGUGUCGGUGGAGCUACCGAGCUGGAGGAUCAAGUGCGGGAGCGUGGGGCUUAAGGAGUACUACGUCCGAUCGCCGCUACGGAGGCUGGUAAGAGGGAAGGAAGGGGAGGGCGAGGAGGGGAGGAGAAGGCAAGAGGGACAGUGCUUCCUCCAUCUGGUCGAGAACGAGAGCCUGGACGUGCUACGAGCGGCUGGGCAGGCGGUGAUGCUGGGGAAGGGGGUGGGGCCCUUCUUCGUAGACCUGCGGACGUUCUCGAGGGAGGGGAUGGUGUGCUUGAACGUGAUCAGGUGUCGGGUGAUACCGGCGCAUGUGUCGUGCAUGGGGGAAGGCGUGUUCGUACUGGAGGCACAGGAGGAGGCGGAGGUGAGGCACGAGUGGCCAGGAGAUAUUGCGGGGAAGUUCUGCAUGGUAGUACGGAGAGACCCGGGGACGUCGAACGCGUGUGCGUACGACAUCGACCAGGCGCUGAGGGGGCUGGUAUCAGAGAGCCGAGGCUUCAUGUCGGAGGCCCUGAAGGCGUUGUCGACGGAUCACGCGUCACAGAGCAUCAUGGAGAGGAUACGAGGAAGCAUAGAGAGCCUGGGAAGGGCUUUCGCUGUAUACAUGGCAAGGCUGACAGAAACGCAUUUGUCCCUGGGAAUAGACGAAGAGAAUAACAUCUUCGCCAACUACUACGUUCGGAUGAGGCUGCCACAGCUUGUUGGGGGGUUCAAGUCGAACUGGAAACGAGUCAUGAAGAUGGCGCUGAACGGGGAAGAAAUGGAACUCAGCGGAGGAAACACGAAGGUUUACGGGUAUGUGGUGAACAACGUCGGGAAAGACUCGUUGUUGUUGAGAAUCUUCUAUCUGCACUCGUCGACUGGAAUCUGCUACUUCUCUCGCCAUUUUGUCGCUUCUCCGGCAGGACUAUUUCAGAGUGUGAAGGUUUUCCGAGACGGAUCUGAUGAGGAGGACCCAAUGUGCUUCUACGUCAACAUGCUCAAGGUCGACGAGGAGGACAGGGGCUUGAUCGCAACUCUAGAGCCUGAGGAAUCUCUGUAG